AUGGAAGCAGAAGGGGAUGUCAAUGGGGGGCAAGGAGAUUAUGAUCAAGUCUAUUACACAGGCUAUUCUGAGUUAUGCGAUGUCGUGUUUCUUGUUGCCCAAGAGUUUUGCUUUCAGUGGAAAAGGGAUGCUGAGGCUAGGGGGAUCCAUUGGUGUAGUUGGAACAAAAUGACAAGGGCAAAAUCUAACGGAGGGCUUUAUUUUCCCAAUUGUUCCUUUCUUGAGGCUAAAAGGGGAAGUAGAGCUUCGUGGGCCUGGUUGAGUCUCCUGCAAAGGAGGGAUCUGCUGAGUAAAGGUUUGAGGUGGCAGAUUGUGACAAAAGAGGAGCUGCAAGAAAUCGUUUCUAUCCCCACCUCUCAGUUCAAGAGGGGGGACUCUCUUGUUUGGCAUCAUACUAAGAAUGGAAAUUACUCGAUCAAGACUGGCUACCAUCUUGCUUUUCAGGCUCUUUCUCCUCAAGCGAAUGGACCUUAUUCCUCUUUUACCCCAAAUAAGAAGCUUUGGGAUGUAAUUUGGCAACUGAACAUUCCACACAAGAUGCGUCAUUUAUGGUGGAGGGCUAGUAGUAACAGUCUAGCCACAAAGGAGAACUUAAUGAGAAUGAGAUGUGGUUCCUCUAAGACAUGCCCAAUCUGUGGAAGCUUUGACGAGUCCAUUGAACAUCUUCUGUUUAACUACCAAUGGGUGGACCUCUCAGCUAGUGAUGUUUUGAAGGGAAAGCAAUUAAUGAGUUUUCUGGGAAGAGUGGUGACUAUUGUGUGGUAUAUAUGGAAGUCCAGAAAUGAUUUCGUUUUCAAUUAUAAUCUUGUUGAUCCUGAGAAUACUAUGAGGCGAGCCUUUGAGGCACUUCAUGAGUUCUCGGACCUUAGGAUCCCUUGUUUGGUCCACAUGGACAACCCAACAGUUGAGGUCGUUUCUUCCCAUUGGAGGGCUCCAGAUCAUGGAAAUUUCAAGCUUAAUUGUGAUGUCGCAGUUCAUUGUAAUGGUAGGAAGGGAGUUUGUGUUGUGGUUCUUAGAAAUGAGGCAGGAUCUCUACUGGAUGGGCAAGUGCUUAAAGCAGACAUCUCCUCCCCUCUUCAUGGUGAGUUGUUGGCAAUUUGA
Messenger RNA from Rhododendron vialii, 1101 nucleotides. RefSeq lists its product as uncharacterized. The record is from RefSeq and is a predicted model, not a curated record. The transcript has 6 exons. Lineage: Eukaryota; Viridiplantae; Streptophyta; Magnoliopsida; Ericales; Ericaceae. Bases 1 to 1101 code for a protein of 366 amino acids.